Molecule: messenger RNA, 4058 nt
Organism: Zalophus californianus (California sea lion)
Lineage: Eukaryota; Metazoa; Chordata; Mammalia; Carnivora; Otariidae
Gene: SLC16A14
Product: solute carrier family 16 member 14
Exons: 5
Coding region: 144-1676 (510 amino acids)
Biological process (GO): transmembrane transport; monocarboxylic acid transport
Molecular function (GO): monocarboxylic acid transmembrane transporter activity
Source: RefSeq, a predicted model, not a curated record
UCCAGGAUGCUGGGCGACAUUGCAACAGCUCUCUACGCCCAGCCGCUCAGGGGGCUCCGAGGCAAACAGCAAGUUCGGGGAUCGGGGCCCGGAGCCGAGUGAGGCCGAAGCCCCGCGCAGCGCGCGAGCGAAAAUCUUGGAAAAUGUAUACAAGUCAUGAAGAUAUUGGGUAUGAUUUUGAAGAUGACCCCAAAGAUAAGAAGACACUUAAGCCCCACCCAAACAUUGACAGUGGAUGGGCUUGGAUGGUGGUUCUUUCCUCCUUCUUUGUGCACAUCCUCAUCAUGGGCUCCCAGAUGGCCCUGGGAGUCCUCAACGUGGAAUGGCUUGAGGAAUUCCAUCAGAGCCGCGGCCUGACUGCAUGGGUCAGCUCCCUCAGCAUGGGCAUCACCUUGAUUGUGGGACCUUUCAUCGGCUUGUUUAUUAACACCUGUGGGUGUCGCCGAACCGCAAUAAUCGGAGGGCUGGUGAACUCGCUCGGCUGGGUACUGAGCGCCUAUGCCGCAAACGUGCAUUAUCUCUUUAUUACCUUUGGAGUGACAGCUGGCUUUGGAAGCGGCAUGGCCUACCUGCCGGCCGUGGUCAUGGUGGGGAGGUACUUCCAGAAGAGACGCGCCCUUGCCCAGGGCCUCAGCACCACUGGGACGGGGUUCGGCACCUUCCUCAUGACCGUGUUGCUCAAGUACCUGUGCGCGGAGUACGGAUGGCGGAAUGCGAUGUUCAUCCAAGGCGCCGUGUCCUUAAACCUGUGUGUCUGCGGGGCGCUCAUGAGGCCCCUCUCUCCUGGGAAGGACCGGAACGACGCGGGAGAGAAAGAUCCGCAGGUCGUGCUGGGUCCCUCCCCUGGCUCGAAGUCAAGUGGGCCGCCGGGCGGAGCAGAAGAGAAGGGUGCGGGGCCCGGGAACGAGGAGGAGCCGGUGGGUGACCUCCCCGCCCAGGCGGGCCCGGAGAAGGCCGAGCACACACAGAACCUGUGCGCCCUCCGGGUUCUGAAGACCGCCAGCCAGCUGACCGUGAGAGUCAGGAGGGGCUUCCGGGACUGGUACUCGGGCUACUUUGGCACAGCCUCGCUCUUUACCAAUCGAAUGUUUGUCGCCUUUAUUUUCUGGGCUCUGUUUGCAUACAGCAGCUUUGUCAUCCCUUUCAUCCACCUCCCGGAAAUCGUCAAUUUGUAUAAUUUAUCGGAGCAAAACGAUGUUUUCCCUCUGACUUCGAUUAUAGCAAUAGUGCAUAUCUUUGCAAAAGUGAUCCUGGGCAUUGUGGCCGACUUACCUUGCAUCAGCGUUUGGAAUGUCUUCCUGAUGGCCAACUUCACCCUUGUCCUCAGUAUUUUUAUUCUCCCACUGAUGCACACCUAUGCUGGCCUGGCGGUCAUCUGCGCACUGAUAGGCUUUUCUAGCGGUUAUUUCUCCCUCAUGCCCGUAGUGACCGAAGACUUGGUGGGGAUUGAGCACCUGGCCAACGCCUACGGGAUCAUCAUCUGUGCCAAUGGCAUCUCCGCGCUGCUGGGACCACCUUUUGCAGGCUGGAUCUAUGACAUCACAGAAAAAUACGAUUUUUCCUUCUAUAUAUGUGGCUUACUUUACAUGGUAGGGAUACUCUUUUUACUCAUUCAGCCGUGUAUUCAAAUGAUAGAACAAUCCAGAAAAAAAUACAUGGACGGUGCACACGUUUAGCGUCAUGUUCUGUUUCCUGUAAGAUUUCUGUGGGGUACCCAUGCCUACCUCACAUGGUUGCUGUGAGGAGCCUGUGACAUUGUGGGGAAGCGCUUUGUAUGGUAACCUGUACUGUCAUUUGUAAAUGCCGUGGUCAUGACUGCAUUUGAAAGCAGCACUGUCUUUCCGUUUGGGGAGAAGCAAUGCCGGAAGGAAUGAAAGACUCCAUACAUUUCAGAGAUGACAAUGUCCUUCAGAGACGGCCUGUUAAAUAAUUGGUAGAAAUGCCCUUAUGAAAACCACUCUCUCUCGUCAUCCACUGGGACUAAGGUUUUAGAUACAGCUUUUGAAACAAAGACGAGGAAUAAAAUCUUUUAAACUCAUCUACUCUUUGUAUGGUGAAAAUAAUUUAUCUAAAUGCUUCUGGAAAGCUUAUAGAUAAAUGGGUUUCAAGCACAAAAAUCUCAUUAGCCUUCGGAACUUGUUACAGGGGGCUGUUGAUCUACUAGUGGAAAAAGUAAAUGCAGACUCUGAUUUCAAAGGUAAUACGUUUAGUACAAUGAAAGAAACACAGUUUAUAUUUUUAUGGAAGAAUUCUGCAGCUGGGCGGUACAGUUUUUCAAUCUCCCUCUAAGAAAAGCAUCUGUCAUCAAUCCUAAUUUAGUAUUAUUUAGUUAUAAACUGAAUCUUAAUUCAAAACCUAGAUAAAUAAUAUUGAUUUCCUUAGCAAAAAGUCGUAUUUGUCACAAAACAUUGAAUCAAGGGCUAUGAUUUAAGCCCUUUUAUUCAUAUCAUUAGCCUCUUCAUUUAUGAGCAUGAUCUGGGGUUUAUAAAAUUUUUUUCUGAGUUUCUCCUGCCCAAUAAAUAAAACAGAGAAGGAACUGCUGGUUGGUGUGCAAAGUUGGCAGUUAAAUCAUCUGUCAAGUGUGUUACUGAUCCAAAACGUGAGACUAUCAAGUUGCAAGCAUAAGGAACGGAAUGCCCUCAGUCUAGACGUCUGGGCACCUGAUGUUGGAGUACGUGGUAACUGGUAGCCCUUCUCCAGGGCCUCUUGUUAUAUAGACCACUCGUUUGCCGGAGCUUGACACAGUUUUAAAAAUUGGUCUCCUGAUUGAUUUCAUCCACAAGAUAACUGUAAUCCAUGACAUCAAAUGAUGCUCCUCCUUUAUCUGAGAUCUCUAUUUUUCUAAGCCAAACAGUUUUCAGCCUGCAGAAUGUUCCUCCCCAGAGUCGUUUGGAAAUUCCUGGUUGCCUCACUUGUUUACACAUAUUUUAGAACUAUUUCAAUUUCCACUCACAAUUUGUUCAUCACACGCACACAAAUCCUUUCAUAUCAUUGCCAACGUCUUGGGUCAAAUUUAUCUAAAGUGAGCACAGACCAUUCUUAAUUAUCCUUGGUAAUUAGAGGCAGGAAUAGUCCUAAUGAUCGGAAUCACAGAGUGUUACCCCAAGCGUUGUUUUAGCCAACAGUUUCAGUCUUCUCCUCCACCAAAUGCUUCGGAGCUGUUAACAAGGGGUUACAAGGACAAGCCUCCAUUUUCUUCCAUCUCCAUUAUUUCCUGCUCUAAUGCCUAGUGGGAGGGGUUAGAUAAUCAAAGGGGCCACCAAAAUCACAAUAAUAAUAAAAGGCAGCUAAUGGAAAGGAAAAACAAAAGCCUGGUUAGUAUACACACUCUAAUAUUACCUCUAAUGACUCGAGAAUCGCCUAUAGAUUGUUAUAGAUAAUAAAUUUCAUGUCAGCCUCCUUUUGGUUCAACACAACAACCUGUUUGUUAUCAUUACAGCUUUGGCGGCUGUUUAAUAAUCCAGAUGUCUAUUUUGAUAAAGGUACUCUUAAAUCCUGCGGCAGUGCUCUCUCUCUCUCUCUCUCUCUCUCUCUGUUUACUGUAAAGUCAGAGACUUAGACCAAGGAAACAUGUGUGUUUUGAAACUGACUACAUGACUUCCAUGACUCAUUUUCAGACAACAUCAAAUUAAGUAUUUUUUGAACGGUGCUAUAGAGCCAAUGCGUUUUGAUGCUCACGCUGUUGGCUGUGCAUCAUCAAUGGGAACUUUUUCCCCUUAUACCCAAGGUAGAUCUGCGGUUUAUACAGGUGUUCGUUGACUCUCUGUGUUGACGGAAUGGUGAUUUCUACCCAAUCAGAAGUUCCUAUUUUACAAAAACAAACAAACAAACAAACAAAAAAAACAGUAAAACCUGCUUGCAAUAUUUAUGUGGACAAUAGAAUAAAAGAGAAUGCUAUGAGGAAUUACAGCAAAUAUAUGAAUCCUUUCUGUUUAAACGAUGUUAUUCUUUACAGUUCUUUGGCAGUCUUGUAAAGGGUUAAUUGUAUAUUUAUACCAUGUGCUUUAUAGUGUUCCCCUCGCAUAUCUAAGUCAUUUUUAUUUAUAGAUGAUGAAAUA